GGGUAAUCCUUACUCUAUACGAGUUAGAUACUUUACCAUAGAUAAAUUAAUAUGGUAGGAUAAUUUCUAAAUUAUCAUCUACUAAUCUAUCACAAGCUGGAAAUUUGAAUUAGAUUAGUUUCUAUUAAAAGUAGGAUUGUAUGAAAACCUCAACACUUUUCUAACUCCUUCUUAGAUUGCGGUGUCGGAAUCAACACUAAAAUCUAAUUUUCUCAUUGAAGGAGUCUUAAAAAAACAGUACAAAUUAAUAUCAUAUUAAAUAGAUUUGAAAUUUAAGACUUACCUAAGCUUUAAUCAAUCUUCAAUGCUUGUGCUAGCUUAGUGCAAGACAUAGUUUGAGAGAAUCCACCAUUUUAAUGGAGAAUUUUGA
Messenger RNA from Paramecium octaurelia, 370 nucleotides. The record is from the annotation of a GenBank genome assembly. NCBI's taxonomy places the organism in Eukaryota, Ciliophora, Oligohymenophorea, Peniculida, Parameciidae.